Molecule: messenger RNA, 447 nt
Organism: Penicillium odoratum
Lineage: Eukaryota; Fungi; Ascomycota; Eurotiomycetes; Eurotiales; Aspergillaceae
Product: putative extracellular serine-rich protein
Exons: 1
Coding region: 1-447 (148 amino acids)
Source: RefSeq, a predicted model, not a curated record
AUGCACUUCUUCAAGUCUCUCGUCUUCCUCCUCGCUCCUGUCGCACUCGCCGCAGAGGCCGUCUCCGCGCAAGCUACCACCUGCACCCAGACAAUUACCCUGGUUCCAUCGGGCUACACCCCUACAAGCUCGACCCCAACUCCAACCCCCACCCCCUCUUCCACCUCGACUUCGACUCCCAUCCACUCUAGCACCAGCACUCCCUACACCCCCAGCCCCAGCGCUAGCGCUAGCGCCAGCUUCACUGUCAAGCCCAGCUCUACCCCCCUGAUCAAGGCUACUUCUGCGUCUAGCCAGGAGUCUACUCAGGGUUCGGGCGCUACUCAGACUGCCGCUGCCUCUGCUGCUGCUUCUUCCUCUACCACUUUUACUGGUGCUGCGUCGCGCAAGCUUCCCGGUGCUGUUGCUGUUGGUGCGCUGGCUCUCGCUGGUGUUUUGAUGGUCUAG